This is a messenger RNA of Leptidea sinapis, 6591 nucleotides long. RefSeq names its product STAM-binding protein-like A. The record is from RefSeq and is a predicted model, not a curated record. Gene Ontology annotation, biological process: protein K63-linked deubiquitination. Gene Ontology annotation, cellular component: endosome; membrane. The transcript is spliced from 9 exons. NCBI's taxonomy places the organism in Eukaryota, Metazoa, Arthropoda, Insecta, Lepidoptera, Pieridae. Gene Ontology annotation, molecular function: protein binding; K63-linked deubiquitinase activity; metal-dependent deubiquitinase activity. The coding region runs from base 170 to 1393 and encodes 407 amino acids.
ACUACCUGUUAUUUGGUAUUUUAUUUUAAAACAAAGCGGUUCCAUUAAAUUACUAAAUAUAUAUUCGAUAUACGUCUUAAAAUUAUAAUACAACAUUAGCAAAACAUUUAUAUUUCUGAUAAUAAAUGAGUGAUUAGUUCAAAAUAAAACAUUGUUGAUAGUUGGAGCGAUGCAGUCAGCUGAAAAGCGAAAUAAAACGGAUCUUGCAUCUUUAGAGCCUGCUUACAGAGUAAAACAACUAGCAAACUAUGGAGCAAUGGUUGAAGUGGAUUCGAAUGUGCCGCCCCGAAGAUAUUACAGGUCUGGGCUUGAAAUGGUUAGAAUGGCAAAUGUAUACCUAGCUGAAGGAAGCCUUGAAAAUGCCUACAUUUUGUACUUAAAGUUCAUGACAUUAUUUUUGGAGAAAAUAAGAAAACAUCCUGAGUACAGUACAAUACCUGCAGAUAUUAAGGCUGUCAAUCAAAGCAAAUUAAAAGAAGUGAUGCCUAAAGCUGAGAAAUUAAAACAGAAACUUCUAGACCAAUAUGCCAAAGAACAUGCAACAUAUAAAGAAAAUGAGGUGAAGAGGAGAAAAGCAGAGGAGGCCAAAAAGAAGCAAGAGCAAGAAGAUGCUAAAUUGGCACAAAUAUUACAAGCUGAUGAAAACAAAAAGGAUGGACAUACAACUCCACACUUACUACAUCCGGAAAAUUGGGCGGUGACUCCCUCAGCACCUCCUGUAGAUGGUGUUGUAUAUCCAGAUGACUUUGCUGUUGAGCCUCCGAGACCUCCACCUCAUCAUUAUCAGCCAUCUCCUCCACUCAUACCUCCCUCAAGGCCAUUAAGUGGUGAAGGUUUCGACAUGGUGCCCCUGUCAGCCGAUGGUGGUCUACGUUCUGUGGUAGUACCGUCAACACUGCUAGCUCGCUUCCUGACUAUCGCAGCUUCUAAUACAGCAAAAAAUAUAGAAACAUGCGGGAUACUAGCUGGAGUCUUAGCGCAGAAUCAGUUCAAGAUAAGCCACGUGAUAGUACCGAAGCAGGUUGGCACGCCUGACUCCUGUACCACCAGCAACGAGGAGGAGAUAUUCCACUAUCAGGACCAGCACAAUCUGAUCACGCUAGGCUGGAUACAUACGCACCCGACACAGACGGCGUUCCUCUCGUCUGUCGAUCUUCACACGCAAUGCUCGUACCAGCUGAUGAUGCCAGAGGCGAUAGCCAUCGUGUGCGCACCCAAAUACAAUGAGACUGGUUACUUCGCGCUGACACCGGACUACGGUAUGCAGUACAUCACUAACUGCAGACAGAACGGCUUCCACCCACAUCCCAAUGAUCCACCGCUUUUCUAUAAUGUAUCACAUAUUCGAGUGGACAACACGGCUCCUGUAGAACUGGUGGACUUGAGGAGGUGAACUCCAAUACCAAUAAUUAGAGGCUAUUGUAGAACGUGACAUAACCUUCGUGUAAAACGCUUACAAAGUCAAUGUUGCUAAUAAUAAUUAAUGUAUAAUGCAGCAUGUAUAACAAGCAUUUAUAAAUAAAAUUUUAUAUGGAGCAUCGUCCAAGCGAUCGAUGGGAUCUUAAGGCAAAUGGGCAUGAGGUUUUGAAACAACUACCUUUGAUACGGUCUUUUAGCUGAACUCGAAUUGUCGGGGACUCAGUGCUCUGUGAACGGCUGGAUCACUUGGCGUUGCGUAGAGACGUUGCUUAAUUAUGUGUCUUCUACCGCAUUUAUGACGGGGAGUGUUCCUAAGAGCUGUUUGACCUGAUUCCUGUCGCCUUCGCACGACAAGCCACAAGUUAGGAUAUCAUCCCCACAAUAUGGAUCAGUGGCCUCCACAGUGCGGUGUUCAAUGAACUUUCUUCCACAUACUACAAAGCUGUGGUGAGCUUCCUUGUGCCGUGUCUCCGGAACGAUACGACAUGUAAAAAGCGCGUACACCGUCCUUAAAGGCCGGCAACACUCCUGUAAUUCCUCUGGUGUUACAAGAGAAUGUGGGAGGCGGUGAUCACUUAACACCAGGUGACCCAUCCGCUCGUCUGUCCUCCUUUUCUACAAAAAGAAGAACAAAGAUCUAAUUAACAGUAUUUUGCUGAGAUUUCCAUUUUGAAAAUAUGUUGUGGUUGUGUUAUGGCAGCGAGGGUUCUGUAACAUUAACAAUAAAUGUUAUUUACUUAUGUGAUCUAAAACAUUUAAAUCUAUUGAUAUUUGGUCAUUUUGGAUAAUGAAAGAAAAUUACAGUUUUUAUUGCCAUUUUUGUUAUAUUAUCGUAUAUUUAUGUGAUAUGAUUAGAUUUAAACGAAAAGUCAGUUCCUUAACUAUGAGUUGUAUAAAUAACUAAUUAUUUAUUAUAAUUGAGUGCUUGGACGGAACCGUUUAUCAAUUUUGGUUACAAAUUUAAUUUGUAUAAUAAUAAUUUUUAUUUAUGUUACAAAUUAUACCUGCUAUCUUCGUUUACGGCAAAGAAAAGUACUAUUGGUAAUUUGUAUUUGUAAUAAAUAUUCAACGAGCUUAUGACUGAAAGAGGUGUUUAAGGAGCUAUCCAUAAAUAACGUCACAAUCUAAUGAUUUUUAACCCCUCCCCGUCCUUGUCACAGCUGGUCACAUUUGUGAUACCCCCCCUCCUAGUGUUAAGUCAUAUAUAGCAAUUUUACAUUUAGAGAUUUAUAAAAUUAACGCAAGAAGUGUUCCGAAAUUAUUUUUAUUGCCAUUUAAAUUCAGUUUUCUUUGCAAAUCUUUGAUUUAAAAUUACACUUCACUUUUAACAUUGUCACUACUUUUCUUACCUAUCCAUAAUGUGUUAACUUCUUGUACAUUUUCUUUUUUUAUCAGCGUAUGCAUCAUAUAAUUUACAGUAAAUCACUUUUUUGUUCAGCCGGAAGAUGUCCAUUGCUGGACGAAGGCCUCCCCCAAAGAUCUCUACGACGGUCGGUCCUGCGCUGCCCUCAUCCAACGUAUUCCGGCGAUCUUGACCAGAUCAUCGGUCCAUAUUGUGGGGGGCCUACCAACACUUCGUCUUCCGGAACGUGGUCGCUAUUCGAGGACUUUUCUGCCCCACCGGCCAUCUGUCCGUUGAACUAUGUGCCCUUCCCACUGUCACUUCAGUUGCGCAUUCAUUUGGGCUAUGUGGGUGACUUUGGUUCUCCUACGGGCAUAGUCUUCUCCAAUGCCCUCUGAGCGACCAUCAGCUUCCUCAUCAGGCCCUCUUAUGCUUGAAAAAAUGUGAUGUCACAAAAUUUGUGACCCCUCCCCGCCUCUAGUCACACCCUUAACGUGUGACGAAAUUUAUGGAUAGCCGCUUAUUGAUAGUGUGAUACAUAAAAAUUUACUAUUAUUCAUUUCGUAUGAACUGAUAAAUGUGCAAUUUAGCUUAGAAGUUGCUUAUAAAGCGAAAGUUAACCAGAAUAAUAAUUGUGAAAGUGAUAAUUAAUCUAUAACUUGUCCAUACACUAGCACUCAUACAUUUGUGAAGAAUAUAUUAUCUGUAUGUGCAGUGAUGUAAGGAAUACAAUUCUUUCGCGUAUUGACGUAUUACUCUAGAUGUGCAUUGGCCAAAUUAUGUAAUAUCAUUUAAAUAAAAUACUUUUUAAAAGGAUUAAAACGCAUUAAUGCAUUUAUAUUAUUUAAAAAAUUUAAAAAAAAAUGAUUUAUAUAUUCUGUUUUCAGCGUGGAUAGUUUUUAUUUAAAUCAAUUAAAUAAUUUUCAUUUCUUUCUACUACUAUGUAUUGAUAUACUUUUAUGUUGAGAUUUUUAAGGAAACUCAAGUGAUCGUUUUGAUCACCCGAUGUUAAGUGAUCACAGCCUCCCACAUUCUCCUGCAACACUAGAGGAAUCACAGAAGCGUUGUCGGUCUCUUAGAAAUAUGUACGCGCUUUUUUUAAUGAACCUAUGUUGAUUGUCCUGGAAACCACAUAAGUUACCUUAUGCCAUACAUAAAUAAAACCUCAAAUCUGAUAUAACCACUUUAAUAUUAAGUGAUUAUCUACAUUAUUUAAUAUUUAUAUGUCCUAAAACAGCUGUAAAAAAAUACCGCCAUAUUAAAAAAAACUAUAAGAAUAUUGAUAUUCCUUACAUCACUAAUAUAGUAACCAACGGAAUACAAAAAUCAGUGGAAGUUGGGCAUUUUACUUACAAAACUUAUGUCGCUACAUUAACACAAUUCUCAUAUCUCCCACAACCUCGAUUAGUCAUUAACACAAUCGCAUCAAAUUCAACGUCAUUUUAUUUUCCUAAUAUAAAGGACUAGAAAAAUCACUAUUUUAUGCUAGAUGGCGUUAUAAAUACAAAUAGUAAACUACGAACUUGAAUAUCAACUGGGUGUAUGUUGACAGUAGUAGUGUUGUACCACCAUAGGUAUGAAUUUGUCGAUAAGAUGCUGAAAAAUACUUACAAAACCAAUAAAUUAUUUUGGAAUAUACCAAUCUAUUUUGUAUUGUUGUAGUUUUAACUGCGGUUAUUACCAUAUCAAAAAAUCUGGGGCGCAAUAUUUAGUUUUUAAAAACGCUUAUUGAGUGGUUUAUUUUUUUUGAUGAUAUCAAUAUUAAUCUUUUGAAUUCGAAUGUGUCCAAUUUACACAAAAUUUUACACAUGUUUUCCUAAUGGCACGUGUUUCCCUAACCCGGUUUUGACCCUCAUUUUGUUUUAAAGAUGGGUUAAUAAUAACCCAUCCUUAAAACAUAAAUAUAAUAUAAACUUAUCAAUUAUAACGAAACAUACUAACGAAAUUACGAUAUUAUUUUCGAAUCUACAUUUUAAUUUCGCUGAACGGCGAUUGUAUUUAGCGUCCACUGUUUUUGUUUUCCGUGGGGUAACAAAUGACCAGUAAGUUUGUGAUAUGAAAGUUGUUUGAUGUGCGUGCCUUUAAUGUAUAUAAUUUGUUAGAUAAAAUUAUUAAUAUAUUAUAAAAUUAAAUAUCACUAAGUCUGUAUAGAUUUUUCGUCAUAUUUUUGUUAUAUGAUAGAUUUAAUACUCUUAUUACACAAAAAAUAUAAAUUAUUAAAUAUUUAACUUCACAUAACAUAAUGCUACGUUUGUUUUUAGUGAACUUUGAUUAUUUUCUGUGUAAAAAGAGGAUAUUAUUGUAAAAUAUUAUAAUGAAAAUAAAUUGUCAAUUUAAUUAAUACUGCCUCACAUCUAAGAUGGCGUACACCUGUUAAUAUUAAUAAGUAGAAUUUUUCUAAGUUUCUUUUAGAAGCAGUAUUAUAUUAAUGGACCUCUGAGUAGAUCUCUCUAUCUCGCUCACAGAGGCGGAGGCAUCUCAUAAGGUAUUGUCAAACAUUAAUGUGAACCGAACCGAACGAAAAGCGUGGAGAAUGCAAACCGAAGCGGAGACUACAAAGUAGGCACAACAAACCGAAAGCGAAACGUUUCGGGCCGCCACUCGUGUCAAAGUUUUGUAAAUAAACAUAACCGUUGCGUUUCGCUCUUGCUUCGCGUCUCCCAUUCUAUCUCUGUUCGACGUUGUGCAUACAAAGCCAGCUAAUACAACUAACUCGCUCGCUGGGCUUGGUAUGCCCUGGCGUGACACGAAUUUCGGUUCGCAACGUAUUCGGUUUGCUUUCGCUUUUCUAUGUGACUAGAUUUAAACGUAUACAUAACAAAAUGAAAACGCUUCGCUACGCUUUCGGUUCGCUGUCUGUUUGACAAUAGCUAUAGUGGGUGCGGAUUGUAAUAGGUCAAUGACCGCAAUUCUGUGCUUCGUCACCUACGCUUGCGACUAGCACAAUGGAAAUGCCACUGUUAUGUUUUGUAUAUCGUUAUUGUUAUGUCAUUUGUUUUAUUAUUAAUGACCAAUGGGAUUCAGUACCCUGAGCCCGCUCUUCUCGGUUGACUGAAUUGUUUGCUAUGCGAAUAUAUUACUAUUAGUCUAUUGGGUUAUAUAGGAUAAUCGUUCAGUGCGUCGUCCAGGCGAUUAUUCCGUAACUAUUACAAAUAUUAAAAAACUUUGAACUGAUAUCGAAAAUGCGUUAUUUAAUCAGUCAAAUGACAUCAAUAACUUAAAAAAAUCAAACGAUAACUAUCCGAAAUUUUGGUAUUAAACACUCCCAUACAUUUAGUAUUUUCAGUUUAAAGUUUUUUUAUACUUGUAAUACACAAAUAAAAUUUGAAAACAAAAUUUUAUGAACGAUAUGAUGAUAGGGACUCGAACCCACAACAGUGCUCUUCCAACUCAGCUAACCGUUCGAGUGACGAGUCGUCAUAAAAUCUUGUAUGCUUUGUUCAACUCUCAGGUUCAACUCUUUAUCUGCCAGAUCUACUUUACAGUUGAUAACCUGUUCAACCCUAGUAUUUCCGCAUACGGAAAUUGACUUGAGAUGUCGCUCUUAUAAAUCCAAAUAAUUUGUUAUGUUUUGUGAUAACCCUCACUUCUAUGAUUAAUACACAAAUAAAAUUUGAAAACAAUAUUUAUUUGUAAUAGUUACGGAAUAAUCGCCUGAUCACUUUUAACGAUUACAUCCUGUAUAUGGUCGAAGGGUGUCCAUCAAUGAGCACGAAUAUUUUAUGGCGUCGUGGGUGAUUGAUGUUAGUAUCACCUCUAUGCUACCAAUCUACCCUCUAGCAAUGUGACGAUGGGUGUAACCAAUGUAAAUAAAAGACGUUGUAUUUAUA